Molecule: messenger RNA, 2031 nt
Organism: Suncus etruscus (white-toothed pygmy shrew)
Lineage: Eukaryota; Metazoa; Chordata; Mammalia; Eulipotyphla; Soricidae
Gene: LHCGR
Product: luteinizing hormone/choriogonadotropin receptor
Exons: 11
Coding region: 1-2031 (676 amino acids)
Biological process (GO): luteinizing hormone signaling pathway; ovarian follicle development; male gonad development
Cellular component (GO): membrane
Molecular function (GO): luteinizing hormone receptor activity
Source: RefSeq, a predicted model, not a curated record
AUGGGCCGACUGAACCCCGCGCUCCCGCGGCUGCUGGCGUUGCAGCUGGUGGUGGUGAUGCCCGGGACGCUACUAGGAGCGUCCUGCCCCGAGCCCUGCCUCUGCCCACCCGACGGCGCCCUGCGUUGCCCCGGCCCGAGGCCAGGUCUUCCCCGACUAUCACUCACCUAUCUCCCCAUCAAAGUAAUUCCAUCUCAAGCUUUCAGAGGGCUUAACGAGAUCGUAAAAAUUGAAAUUUCUCAGAGUGAUUCCCUGGAAAAGAUCGAAGCUAAUGCCUUUGAGAGUCUCCUCAAUUUGUCUGAAAUACUGAUCCAGAACACCAAAAACCUGGUGCACAUUGAGCCUGGAGCAUUUACCAAUCUCCCCCGGUUAAAAUACCUGAGCAUCUGUAACACGGGCCUUCAGAAGCUUCCAGACGUUACGAAGAUCUUCUCCUCUGAAUUUAAUUUCAUCCUGGAAAUUUGUGAUAACUUACACAUAACCACCAUACCGGGAAAUGCUUUCCAAGGGAUGAAUAACGAAUCCAUAACACUCAAACUUUAUGGAAAUGGAUUUGAAGAAAUCCACAGUCAUGCCUUCAACGGGACGACGCUGAUUUCACUGGAGCUGAAGGGAAACACACACCUGAAGAUGAUGCACCAGGGAGCCUUCCUGGGGGCCACAGGGCCCAGCAUCCUGGAUAUUUCCUCCACCAGACUGCAGGCCCUCCCAAACCAUGGGCUGGAAUCCAUUCAGACACUAAUUGCCAAAGCUUCCUACUCUCUUAAAAAACUACCUGCAAGAGAAAAAUUCUCCAGCCUCCUGGAUGCCACGUUGACUUAUCCCAGUCACUGCUGUGCUUUUAGGAACCUGCCACCAAGAGAGAAGAAUUUUUCAUUUUUCAUUUUUGAAAACUUUUCCAAACAAUGUGAAAGCACAGCACGGAAACCAAAUAAUGAAACACUUUACUCUGCCAUCUUUGCUGAGAGUGAGCUGACUGGCUGGGACUAUGACUAUGGAUUCUGCUCACCAAAGACACUGCGAUGUGCCCCUGAACCCGACGCCUUCAAUCCCUGUGAAGACAUCAUGGGCUAUGACUUCCUUCGUGUCCUCAUCUGGCUGAUUAACAUCUUAGCCCUGUUGGGAAAUAUGACCGUCCUCUUGGUACUCCUGACCAGUCAUUACAAACUGACUGUGACCCGUUUCCUUAUGUGCAAUCUCUCCUUUGCUGACUUCUGCAUGGGGCUCUACCUGCUCCUCAUUGCCUCGGUGGAUUCCAGAACCAAAGGCCAGUAUUAUAACCAUGCCAUCGACUGGCAAACUGGAAGUGGUUGUACUGCUGCUGGCUUUUUCACAGUGUUUGCCAGCGAACUUUCUGUCUACACCCUCACGGUCAUCACACUGGAGAGGUGGCACACUAUUACAUAUGCUAUUCGAUCUGACCAAAAACUGCGCUUAAGACACGCCAUUCCGAUUAUGCUUGGAGGAUGGAUCUUCUCGGCUCUGAUUGCCAUGUUGCCACUAGUGGGUAUCAGCAACUACAUGAAAGUCAGCAUUUGCCUCCCCAUGGAAGUGGAAACUACUGUCUCCCAAGUGUACAUAUUAACUAUCCUCAUAUUCAAUGUGGCAGCCUUCUUUGUUGUUUGCGUUUGCUACAUGAAAAUUUAUUUCGCAGUUCAACAUCCAGAGCUGAUGACUACCAGCAAAGACACAAAGAUUGCUAAGAAAAUGGCCAUCCUCAUCUUCACCGACUUCACCUGCAUGGCACCCAUCUCCUUCUUUGCCAUCUCUGCAGCUUUCAAAGUGCCUCUUAUCACGGUGACCAACUCAAAAGUUCUACUGGUUCUUUUUUAUCCUGUCAACUCUUGUGCCAAUCCGUUUCUCUAUGUGAUUUUCACAAAGGCAUUUCGAAGGGAUUUCUUUAUGUUGCUGAGCAAACUGGGCUGCCUUAAAGGCCGGGCUGAACUUUACAGACGAAAGGAGUUGGCAGCUUUUACCUCAAGCUGCCCAAAUGGUUUCCCUGGAUCAAACAAGUCUCCUCAUCUACCCUGA